AAAUAGAGCGCGAGCGGAUCGGAGCGGCGCAGAACGCUGCUGGGCUUCUAGAACGCACAUGGAACGAUCACAGACAGAUCAAACGGAGGAGUUUCGCGGGAAAAUAGAGUCAGAAUGGUCUAUAGCCAGGCUUUGGUGCUCGGGUACGGCCUGUCGGUCGGAGCUGAGGAGGAUAACCUAGCAGAUCUGCUGAAGAAGUUCUUCAGGCUGGAUAAGGAAGGCUGGGGAACCCGGAGUACACUAACUAAAGCCACCAGCUCAUCCAGUCUUUCCUCUGAGAGUAGCUGGGAGGAGGAUGAGGAUGACAUGGCCUGUCUGAAACUGGAUUUGAUCAAGCAAAUUGAGAGUUGCUUGGUUUCUGCUAAGGCUGUAAGUCUGAGCUGCCGGGAGCUGCUUCUUCCGGCCGGGAUGACCACACGGGUGGCUGGGGAUCUGCUCCGGGCCUCUGGAGAUGAGCCGUGCGGCCUGCGGGGCGCCGUCAUCCACCUCUUCUUGGAAAACAAGAGCGGUGUGCAGAAACUGGGCACCAUUACAGCCGACCAGAGCCUCACUCCAACCUUUGAGCUGUCUGUGGUGUUCAGGGAAGACCCUGACGGCUGGCCACCCCUCCGGCACCUGCUGGGGACUGAAGGAGCUGUGAGGCUAAGGGCCAAGUACAGGCUGAUUAAGAGGAAGCUGUAUUCCUCUGCUAGUCCGAUUGUGAUGGACUGUUGCUGAUCUGGAGUCUACAAACGAGUUACAAACCACUUUUUUUUUUACAUGUUGUAUGAUUUUGCACGUAGCUGUUUAGUUUAUUAACUAUAUAUUAGGACUUCUGCUGAUAGGAAGUCAAAUCUAGUGUAGUAUAAAGGCUAAGAAAAAGGAAAUGAUUUAUUUUGACUGAUUUAGGAGGUAGGAAAAUGGAGUUACAUGCCUUUUUGCACAUUUCUGCUGGGUUAAUUUAAUAUAUGUCCUAUGUAUAGACUACUGAUGAGAACCUACACUACUAUAGCGUACAACUUUAACACACCUGAACUAAUGAACCUAACGGUUGCAUUUCAGGGCUGCGUUUCCAAAUCUAGGCUGCAAUAUAUAGAAAUAAAAGCACACUUUUUUUUUUAAGCAGAUCACCACAAAGCCCUGUUAGUCUGUUCCUAAUAUGAGACUAAUGGGCUACAGAGAAAAAGUCAUCAUAUGACCUCAACUGCAACCAAUACAGAUGUUUUGCUGUAGCCUGGGACAGUGCAAUAGUUCAGACUCACCCAGGGCUUCAGAGGACAAAUUUAGGAACCACUGCUACAUAGAACCCAAGCUGAGAACCACUGGUAAAAGAAUGAUGAAUGUAGGAAUUGAAUUUGUAUCAUAUGUUUAAGCAAGGAUAUUUUACAAUGCAUUUUGCACAUUGUUGUUUAAGUCAGUGUAUUUAGUUGUCUUAUUUAUGAUGGAAAUGAAUGUACUUUGUUGGCCAACACUACUGUAUUACUUUGUUUACAGUUUGAAAUGUUCACGUGGAGUUGUUGUUGUUGUUGUUGUUGUUUGUUUAUGGAGACUGGAAGACAUCUGUAUUUAAUUAUUUAACAUUUGUGGGAAUGUCAAAGUUGCGGAGGUAAGCUGGACUUGUCUCCAAAUAACAAUGUUUUCUACUUGUCAGUAUUUUCUAAGCCUAAUAAAAAAUACUAAAAUGA
Astyanax mexicanus (Mexican tetra) is the source of this 1664-nucleotide messenger RNA. Its product is annotated as RTP801_C domain-containing protein. Bases 115 to 717 code for a protein of 200 amino acids. Gene Ontology annotation, cellular component: cytoplasm. The record is from RefSeq and is a predicted model, not a curated record. Lineage: Eukaryota; Metazoa; Chordata; Actinopteri; Characiformes; Acestrorhamphidae. Gene Ontology annotation, biological process: negative regulation of signal transduction. The transcript has 2 exons.